ACGGCGACGACGACGACGAGGACGAGGAGGCGAGAGAUUAGACCCUCGGCGGUCGACAGCGGCGCGUGCGGAGGUGCCCGGAGGUGGACGUCGACGCGUCGAGCGUUCCUCUUCCGGCGCUGGCCCUGACCGCGAGUUUCGUCCUAACUGGUACCUCGGCUCACGCUCGUGCUUUCCCGCUCCGCUUCUCGACAUCCCGUCGGAAGUCGACGAUCGAGCGUCGCGAUAGAUAACCGUGGAAGCGCGCCGACGACGUGGUGAAGGAGGAAGAACGACGCGGAGCGCAAAUUCGGGAAGAGAGCAAGAGAGAGAGGACGCUUCUCGGUGGGUCACGUUCGAUCCGGGCGAGUAAGAAGAUGAGCUGUCAACGUAGCGCCGGCAAGAUCACGGUGCCGGACGACCUGCGCGACGUUCUGCUAGAGUUCACGAUCAGCUACCUGCUGGAGCAACCGGGCGACAUCAUCGAUUACGCCGUCGACUUUUUCACGCGGCUACGCGACACCCGGCAGACGCAGCUGAUCCAGGCGGACGGACAAACCUGCACCUCCACGCCGGACGAGUCCGUCGACGAGGAGCCACCAGUCGGCCGGUUCGCUACCAGAAGGAAGAGCGUUUUCGCGGAGACUUAUAAUCCCGAGGAUGACGAGGAAGAUGACGGCUUCAAGAUGGUCCAUCCAAAGAGCGACGAACAGCGACAAAGGCUCAGCGAGAGCGUCAAGAACAUACUUCUGUUUCGCUCCCUAGACGUGGAACAAAUGGCAGACGUGCUAGACGCGAUGUUCGAAAAAGCCGUUCAACCGGGAGAAUUUAUUAUCCGACAAGGCGACGAUGGUGACAACUUUUAUGUGAUCGAGAGAGGCAAAUUCGAGGUUUACGUUAAAGAUCCCGUUACAGGAGUGGACAAUCAUAUAUUUACUUAUGAUAAUCGUGGCGCUUUCGGUGAAUUGGCCCUUCUCUACAAUAUGCCCAGAGCGGCCACGGUCAAGGCUAUCACGCUCGGCACGCUCUGGGCCAUGGAUCGGCAAACCUUCCGACGCAUUCUCCUUAAAUCCGCGUACAAGAAGCGUAAAAUGUACGAGAACCUUAUUAACAAAGUGCCGAUGUUGAAGUCUCUCGAGGCUUACGAGCGCAUGAAUCUAGCGGAUGCCCUUGUACCGAAGCAGUAUUCCGACGGCGAGCAGAUAAUUAGGCAGGGCGAUACGGCGGACGGAAUGUAUUUCGUCGAGGACGGCGUCGUUAGGAUCACUAUACUAGGCGAGAACGGCCGUGAAAUCGAGAUUAAUCGCGUUCCGGCUGGCGGUUAUUUAGGCGAGUUGGCACUCGUGACGCAUAAACCACGCGCCGCCUCGGCCUACGCUGUCGGAGACAUCAAGCUGGCAUUUUUGGACGUUGAAGCUUUCGAGCGUUUACUCGGCCCAUGUAUGGAGCUGAUGAAACGCAACAUCGACGAUUACGAGGAUCAGUUAGUGAAAAUCUUCGGCAGCAAAACCAACAUUUCCGACAUCCGAUGAACUAUCUCCGGCGGAGCCACGUCGACACGUCGCUGCUGUUGCUAAAAGGAGGCGACGCCCUUUCCGCGCGUAUACAGUAUAUAAUGUAUAAUGAGCACAAAAGAACUUGUACCACCUACUUCUGAAUCUCAUCCCGCGUGUCGCCCGAGAGUAUCAUCUCGAAAGCCGUCAACUUUCGUAUGACUGUUCACUUAGUAAACGUAGGCGAUUAAGAUUUCGUCGACGCGAUAGUUACCAAGUUUAUACCUAUGACACACAUUGAACAAUGCUGUAGGCUGCUCGACUAUGCGUGUGCAACACAACAACACAGUAUCAGUAACUAAUCGAUAACACUCUUCUUCAAGACUGUACCAGAUGAAAAACGAGGAAAUUGCGGUGCAUUCCGUCGUGCGCUCCGAUCGUUCGUCAAAUUAUUAGCGGCAUCUCGGGAUUUCGAUUUCUCUCGAUCGUUUCUGAUUCUUGCCGGUCAUGAUCGUCCACCAGUGAAAGAUUGGAUCACGAUAUCUCGUGACCUAGGACAACGUUAUUAGAGUUAUCGACGUUACUCGACGUUAUCCCCCGCGGUAUACGUGACUCUAUCACUUGUCUCGAUAUGCACACGAUUUGCGUGCGUUUACCGAUGAACUUGAACAAAGUUCGUCCUAUCGUGCUCGUAAGAUACAUCGCAGGAAUUUGGAAUGUUCGAAAUCGAAUGCUCUUCCGUCUUGUUCUUCUUUCCUGCGGAAGGAUAGGUUACAAGAGAGACAACUGUGUAUUCGCAAUUGUACAAUGACAAGCGAACCUUGUAAAGUUUUUACGCGCGAGAUAUCUAUCUAUAUAUGCAUAUCACUCUCUCGGAGAUAAUGAAAGUAACAUUGCCAUCGCGUUAAACUUGUUGAAAAUGCUCGGGGCAGCACGAUAUCGACCUUUGAUAGAUCCAUUUAACGACAUUAAUAUCUUGAUAAAAUAUCAGGUCAGACAAUCAGGAUUCUGUCUAUAUUAUAAUUUACGGCGAGUAUUGGAUAUGCAGGCUACACACGCACACACACACAGUACACGUACCGUAACGCACAUUUUGCGAAAGCUACUUUCGAGCGUAAUAUUCGAUUCACGAUAUUAUUUUUAUCUCUUAUAGUUGCACGAUUCAAUUAAUGCACAGUAAUAUAUUAAAUUCAAAUUAGUUUUUAUGAAGAUUUCUUUUCUUCUUGCAGAUUUUUCAAACUGUGAGACACGUACAGCAUGCCGACAUUAUGUCUGACGAUUAGUUAAACUAAAAAAGAAAAGAGAUUAAAGCUUACUGACUUACACUUGCUCAUUUGGUAACGAAAUAGUCAUCAUGUAAAAACGCAAAUUCAGAUUCACGCAAAUGCAUUCUAUUUCGGAUAUCAAGUGCUUUCACAAAGUGCAUAGAAAGGCCAAGACCAAGCGAGCCGUAACGAUCGACUUAAACGCGCGGAGAUUACAAUGCGUAGUAUGUCACAAGGUGAUAUACUAUAUUGCGCAUCGUUCCUUUACCUAUAUAACGUAAUGUAAAGAAGAAGAUGGUACGAUAUACACGUGAACGCAAUCACUGUAAACGAAAACAGAUUUCGCAUCAUGUAUCUCCGUUGCUACGUGUAUUCAGAGUACAUCACUCGCUUCUAUCGGUAUAACCGUGCAAUCAUUGUCAUCCGGCAAGGAUUAACGUGGACAUUAACGUGACAGGGACCGCGCGUUUGAGCUAGAUUCAAGGUAGAUUCAAGUGUGUCUUGCCGAUAAAUCAUGGUAACUCGAAGAUCGAUUAAGAGAAUCCGUCUCUCAGCUUAUUUUUUAUUACGUGUGUACGAUAUACACGUAAUACAAGUCUCAUACAUGUAUGAUAUAUAUAUGCGUCUGUCGCAUCGUGAUGAGAGAGUCCAAAAACCGAUAUGAUUAUCUUGCGAACAAGUGCGAAUGCUAGUCACUUUUUACGACCGCGCUAUUGUCAUCCUCCUCUGACAAUUUAUCGCAUGGUCAAGAUAUAACAAAGAGAAAGAUACUUUUUAUUAUAUCGUAAACGUCGUACGUUUACCUACUAUAUGACUGAAAUUCGACGAAGCUUUUUAAAUAAUAUCACAAUCGUGCGAGGGUGUGAAAGGGGAGACUAGUACGAAAUGGUGAGAGAUGAAAGAUAGUAGACAAUUUAUUAGUAACAAUUGCCUUUUCUUUCCUUUCAAUCUCAUUUUUUCUCUUCUUUUCUAUUGUUCUUCCUCUUUCCUUUUUUUCUCAUGCAUGAUUAAUUUCUCACAAACAGUUUGUUCAAACUUUGUGGAAUUGUUCGAAGAGACAGUUGGACGAAUGAUGCGAUUGAAAGAUCGUUUGACCUGAAAGAGUUCCGUUUCGUUGUGAAAUAUCAGCAUCUUUAGUCUUCCACUAUGUCUCCAGGCUGUGAUAUUAUUUUCGACUGAGUAUUUUCAUUCCUAUCUUGUGGACCCCUGCAAGAGAAAUACAAAAUAUAUAUCAUUGUCAAAUUCGUGAGACGUCAAACUGGAUUUAUUUUGGACGACUCAACCAACGCAUCUUAUUUAUUUCAGUGCGAUAGAGAUUUUAAUGAAUUAUAACGAAAAUGACAAACGAUCAUUGUUGGACAUGAGGAGGUGUCCCUCUAGAUCAGUAUCACGAAAAAGGAAAACAAAAAAAGGAAAAGGAAAGAUUGAUUCGCACACCGGGUAAGCACUCGGUACGCAUAAGUACUUACUUGUGUUAGAUUACAUUCGAUGAAUUAAAUGUGUAAAGCAUUAAAGUUAUAGGAUCUGUCCUAUUCGCAUUGCUGUAUGUAUCUAUCAUGUAAUUGUCUUACAUGUUGCGUGUUGCCCUCCGUAUGUGUGGAUGGAUGUGCAAAAGGAUGCGCGCGCGCGCGUGCGUGCGUGCGUGCACGUGAUGAUCGAGCCAGUAAUUUGUUAAUUUAUGUUGCUAUUAUUCAUAGUUUACAUUCUCCGAUAGUUGUAUAAUUCAUGUUAUCGUCAUUAAAGAAGUGAUGCAAUACACCGAGGUCUGUCCCAUGGAUGAAGACAGUAGUAUACCACUAGAUCUUUUGGUUUUCUACCUUGCAAAAGGGAGAAGACUUUACGAAGAGUCGUAGGACGAUUAUAUGACGAUUUUGUUGUCUAUUAACGAUACAAUCAUGUAUUCACGCGUUAAGUUGAACGCGGUGUGCGUUCGGUUCUUUCUCUCUUUUGUAAGCUUUCGAGCGAUUUGAUCAGCAUGGAAUUUCGAAUCAUUUCGCGAACAUUGUUGUGGAAAUUCUAAAAAAUGUUUUUAUAUAUAUAUAUAUAUAUAGUUUUAACAAAAAUCUCUUAUGUGUUUGCGUGUGUGUGAGUGCGUGUACCUUUAAAGAUUUUUGAUUUUGAACAACAUUCAAAAUGAUUCGGGACUUUUAUCGUACGUCCGAAAUGGUUCGAAAUGCUCGUUUUAGUCCAUUGUAAGCUACAUCUCGAUUCUCUAGUCCAGAACGACAUGCGACAUGGAGAACGUUUCCGACCAAAUAGCGCGUAUUGAACUCUGACAGAAAUUAGCAAAUCGUUCGCGCACAAUGAUAUCCGGUAUAUCUAACAAUGUGCCAGUAAUACGUAUUUCUCCCAUUUAAACUUGUGUUUCCGUUCUCUAUGCAACGACACUUUUAAUAAUGUGUACUUGAUUGAUCGACUGUAGCGUGUAUCGUUAUCAGUAUACUUUUUGUAUUAGCACUUUGUGCCAUAUUUGCGUGCAACAAUGUACUCCACGUCGGACCUGCUUCAAGGAGCAAUUGAGCUUGCGACUGUGUUUCUUUCGUCUCGUUACUAGGUGCGCUUAUUCGUCAGAUCAGACGCCAAUGAAUUCGAAUCGACACAAACCGCGUGACUCGCGAUAAUUUAGGAAUAUUAUUUUUUCAAGUGCGCAGGCACUGCUGAUGAAUCUUGUACGCGAGAAAAGAUCUUCGGAGCGAUUUCUCCAGUCUUAAAUUCGCAAUUCUUUUUCGACAAGAGCAAUACGAGUCUCAGACUUGAUUGCGCACUGACAAUCGUCCGGUGUCGUCGUACGAGAGCGCUUAUGUCACUAAAGAAUCUCUUAGUAUUAUCUCUUUUUCUCUUAUACCUUUUCUAUCGCUAUCUAUUAAAUACCAGCACACUCUUCGAUCCAUCUCGUGCUUUCUCUUUGCCACUCUUGGACGCCGACAUUAUAGUAUCUCGCUAUGAAAGAACAUUAUGCAUUUAAAUCCCCUCAGAAUUUGACUGCAGCUUAUGAAUCCACCGCACCGCGGGCGUUGGAAUGAAAUUAGGAGCAAAAAAGAAUGCAUCUUGUAUGCCAUUAAAUUGAGAGGGGCUCUUUGAGGGUCCAGAAGUAUGUACUUCUUUUCCUCUCUGUCUCACUUUACUCGUUAUGCCUAAUUUUUCAUUACAUCUUUGAAACCAAAGCAUGAUGAUAAAGAGAAAUCUUUCUAAUUGUAAUAAAUGUUUAAUAAAUUUAGAUUACAUAAUUAG
Ooceraea biroi (clonal raider ant) is the source of this 5968-nucleotide messenger RNA. It is a transcript of the gene Pka-R2, whose product is annotated as cAMP-dependent protein kinase type II regulatory subunit. The record is from RefSeq and is a predicted model, not a curated record. Gene Ontology annotation, molecular function: protein kinase A catalytic subunit binding; cAMP binding; cAMP-dependent protein kinase inhibitor activity. NCBI's taxonomy places the organism in Eukaryota, Metazoa, Arthropoda, Insecta, Hymenoptera, Formicidae. Gene Ontology annotation, cellular component: cytosol; cAMP-dependent protein kinase complex. Gene Ontology annotation, biological process: negative regulation of cAMP-dependent protein kinase activity.